Messenger RNA from Hippocampus zosterae (dwarf seahorse), 3359 nucleotides. It is a transcript of the gene tub, whose product is annotated as TUB bipartite transcription factor. Gene Ontology annotation, biological process: protein localization to cilium. Bases 360 to 1853 code for a protein of 497 amino acids. NCBI's taxonomy places the organism in Eukaryota, Metazoa, Chordata, Actinopteri, Syngnathiformes, Syngnathidae. The record is from RefSeq and is a predicted model, not a curated record. The transcript is spliced from 12 exons. Gene Ontology annotation, cellular component: cilium.
GAGGGAGAUUUAGAUCCAGUCAAGAGCAGAGGCGGUGAGCAGAGAAGAGGAGAGGCAUUGACUGCAAGCACAUAUACACACGCACACACUCACACACAUACACAAGAAGACAAGAAAACGGCUAAUUUCAUGUGCACGGCGCACAACACUUGACGAGAGCGGCUGCCUGUCUGGAUUGGUAGUCAUCCGACGUCCCGCAGCUAAAAGACGCACAAGCGAAGACUUGGGGGAUACGAGGAGCAGGAAUGAUCGGGCUAUGUGGGCUCUCGCCGUUUGAAUCCGGUCCUCAGACCACUUAGCCACUUUGCUGUGGUGCUGUUGCAGGCCGCCAGCCUUGCAGUCAGGGUGAUUGAGACAGAAUGAGCUCCAAGCACACCUCCGACUGGAUUCCCUACAGCACUUUAGAUGACGAGGGCACAAACCUAAGGCAACAGAAGCUUGAUCGGCAGCGAGUGCUCCUUGAGCAAAAGCAAAAGAAGAAGCGUCAAGAACCCCUGAUGGUCCAGUCCAACGUAGAUGGACGGUCUCGCACCCGUCGCACCAAACAGAGUGAGGAGCAGGCUCCUUUGGUGGAAUCCUACCUCAGCAGUAACAGCAGCACCAUCUAUCACGGGCCAGAAGCCAAGCAGGAGGAGAUGAAAGUGAAAGCGGACCCCCAGCCGCCUCGCUCGAUGAAAAAGGGCAGAGCGUCAGCCAGCUCCACUCCUCAGACAGGCAGUGACAAGAAGGAGAGGAGAGGCAAGCACAAAGGAGGGAUGGACAGCCUGGCCUGCCACUCAGAGGACGGUCAGAUCCAAAUCUUAACAGUGGGCCACCUUUCAUCAGAGGAUGGGGACGCAGAGCCGGUCACGAGCUGCACUUCGUCACAGAGCAAGCAGGACCUACGGGUGACCAUGCUCAAAAAAGGAAUAUCAAGCAGUAUGAAUUUUGAUGAGGAGGAAGAUGAUGACGAUGAAAUUAGUUCCACUUCGUCACAGCUCAACAACAACACAAGACCAGGCUCCGCCACCAGCAAGAAGUCAUGCAAGGAGGUUGCAUCAGCGCCAACUCCACCAGUCACUGAACCGGCCGUUGAUGUGGAAGACUUGGAAGAGUUUUCGUUGCGACCUGCACCACAGGGGGUCCGAGUGAAGUGCAGAAUCACGAGGGAUAAGAAAGGCAUGGACAGAGGCAUGUAUCCCACCUACUAUCUUCACUUGGAGCGAGAGGAUGGCAAGAAGGUGUUUCUGUUAGCAGGCAGGAAGAGAAAAAAGAGUAAAACCUCCAAUUACCUCAUCUCCAUUGACCCCACUGAUCUGUCCCGAGGUGGGGAAAGCUUCAUUGGUAAACUGAGGUCAAACCUCAUGGGCACCAAGUUCACUGUAUAUGACAGUGGCCUGAACCCUAUGAAGACCACGAGCAGCCUUGAAGACUGCAAUAUGCGCCAGGAGCUCGCGGCCAUUUGCUAUGAAACCAAUGUCUUGGGAUUCAAGGGACCUCGUAAAAUGAGCGUUAUCAUCCCGGGAAUGAAUAUGGACCAUGAGAGAGUGUCAAUUCGGCCACGAAAUGACCAUGAGUCAUUGCUGGCAAGGUGGCAGAACAAGAACACAGAGAGUGUGAUUGAACUUCAUAACAAAACUCCAGUUUGGAAUGAUGAUACACAAUCGUAUGUGCUCAACUUCCACGGCAGAGUCACUCAGGCCUCUGUCAAAAAUUUCCAAAUCAUUCACGACAAUGACCCUGACUACAUUGUGAUGCAGUUUGGCCGUGUGGCAGAGGACGUCUUCACCAUGGACUAUAACUACCCAAUGUGUGCCCUUCAAGCCUUUGCCAUCGCCCUCUCCAGCUUUGACAGCAAGUUAGCCUGCGAAUAGACGGUAGCCUAAAUAAGGCCAUCUCGUCCAUGUAUGGUCUCAUCAAGGGCUGUUCAUGUAACACUGCGGCUGGUCCAAACUCCAAAACCACCAUUUCCCUGUAUGUGAGAGAUUGUUUGUGUGUGUGUGUGGGUGUGUGAGUGUGGGUGGGGGGGGGUGGGGCAUCAAGCACAAAGAGUUGCCCACUUUUAAGACAAUGAAAUCAAUGUGUUUUGUAAACAUUUUGAAGUUGAAGUGUGCCACUGUUCCUAAUAUGUACAAGCUAGAGCAGCUUAACAUUGUGACUGAUGUGACUAAUAAUUGCAUAUUUGUACAUUUUUGGAGUUGGCUACAUUUUAUGUACCUGUCACUAAAACAACCCAAGGUUAAAAUAAUAAAAAAAAAAACAUCUACAAGCAUGAAUACUUACACGGUUCCAAGAUUAACAUGCAUGUCAAAAGCUAUUUAUUUUGUUAUUUAUGUAUUUAUUACAUGUUUUGUUCUCUGGACAGUUUUGGCUCUGCAGAGCUGCAAGCACAUCAAAGACAAAGCAUCCACAUAAAACUAAUGGAUCUGAGCAGGGCAAAGGCAUGUUACACUGUGCUGUGUACCGUACAAUUUUGUGUCUUGGGUCACAUAUGUGAAUGUAUAGAAUAAUGGUGCACUUUAAUUUAAAGCCAGUAGUGGAUGAGAUUGCUGUAAAUGAGUUUUUGUGCCUUUGAACACUAACUGCAAUGUGGCGCUUUGGCUGUAACGUGAGCUCUCUGCUGUUCUUGCCACCUUUACCUGCACUUGAUGAGUUACGGUCAUAAACUGUAGGUGGGUGCAAAGCUGGUUUUCAUGAAUCAAACAAAAAAAAAAAAAAAAACAUGACGAAAAGCCCAAAUAGAAGAAUCAAUUCCAUGAUGACGUGGUUAGAGCUUAUUUUCUCAAGGACAUAUUACAUUUCCCUCAAAUGUAACAUUGUACUUGGCACAAUGUCUGAAAUCCCUUGGAAAUAUUACGGAGGACAUGGAUUUGACACAGCCUCAAUGCUUGCAUAUUGCAUCUAUCUUUGUCUUUGGGAUAUUUUUAUACUCCCCUGAUAUGGCAGUCGGGUAUGUUCCUCAUCUAAAAUGUAGUUUAUAUAUAUAUAUAUAUAUAUUUAGUGCAGAAGCGCCUGACUGGGCGAGCUUACUUUCUCAACAAUUUUGUACUUUAUCAUUGUCAAAAAAAUAUCAUGAUGAAGGCAAAGAACAAUUUCUGAUGCCACAAUUGUUUCUGUGGAUCAUGAGGAACUCUUUAUCAGAUGUGCUAUUCUUGUACUUAGUUGUGUUCCAACAUUUUGGAUUUCUAUUUCAAAACUGUUGAUACUUUGCUGUGAAGUCUGCUUUUUGGUACAUGUUCGGAUCCCCCUGCUUCUCUCACUUUCUGUUUUUAGUGCUCGUGACGACGUACAGUGAAUGCCGUAUGUCUGACUUGUGUGAUGGUAUAGGCACUCUUGGAAAAUUACAACAAAGGUGAACGAAUAAAACCUGAGUAUGUUUA